This is a messenger RNA of Stylophora pistillata, 3398 nucleotides long. Its product is annotated as somatostatin receptor type 1-like. Gene Ontology annotation, molecular function: G protein-coupled receptor activity. Gene Ontology annotation, biological process: G protein-coupled receptor signaling pathway. NCBI's taxonomy places the organism in Eukaryota, Metazoa, Cnidaria, Anthozoa, Scleractinia, Pocilloporidae. The record is from RefSeq and is a predicted model, not a curated record. Gene Ontology annotation, cellular component: plasma membrane.
UGCUAAAUCGACGGGAAAGAACAGUAUUAUUUCUUUACAGUGCGAGAUUGGCGGAAACGCCAAUUUGAAGAUUUUCUCUAUCUGGUACGUAAAUUGUAAGCAAAGAUGUUUUGGCUUUGACCAACGGCUGAUAGCGAUGCAAAUCAUUAUUCUAACGAAUUCAAAUCCUCGAACGACCCCCGCAAAGGCUGGGUGCUACAUCAACAAUGCCGUUUGUCAAAGAGAAAACAUUUCCAUUUUAUUUAAUUUUUCCCCGCAGUAUUUGAUGCCAGAAAUUUUUUCAUUUUCAGCCAUUCGCUAAGCACACUCUUCAAUUAUCAUCUUAAUGACGUCCGACGAAUUAAGCUGGUUUCCGUUCAGUUUAUGGUGAAAUAACCACGUUUUGCGGGUCACGUCACAUCCAUACAGUCUUUGUAAAGAACAAUAUUGCAAACUUUAGAGAGUUGGACAUGGAGGAGGAUUCGCAACAGGACUUUCAGCGUAUUUCCCGGUCUGAUAUUGUGUUGGCGGUCUUAUAUGCCGUUGUCAUAAUUGCGGGCAUUUUUGGCAAUUCGCUUGUCAUUGCCGUGGUUUGGAGAACGCGUUCAAUGCACACGGCCACGAACUAUCUGCUUGUGAACUUGGCGUCUAGCGAUAUUCUCGUUUUGUUAUGGUGCCCUCGCACUUACGAUUUCGCUGUCACGGGGUCGCUAACCAAAGGCACCACAGGCGACUACCUGUGCAGAUUUUUCAUCGCUGAUCCAAUAGAUAUUUUAUGUCUUGGUGUUACGUUAUUUACUCUGACCGUACUAGCGGUAGAACGGUAUCAAGCGCUCGUAACACCUCUAAGCACCAAAUAUAAGCUCACCAAGAAGAGUGUAAUAUACGCUAUCUCUACAACUUGGAUUGUUUCUUUACUAGUAAGCAUUCCAGACUUUAUUUUCACUCACUUUGAUGGCAAUCUUGGAAAAUGUGUGUCACCGUUGGGACCUGAAGUGGACGCUAGCAGCGGCAAAGCCACUUAUGUUGUCAUUGCGAUCAGCUUGAACAUCUUUAUUCCAUUCCUAGUCAUCACAUUUUGUUAUUUUCAGAUCCUACGUGGUAUGUUUAUUACUCAAACCAUUUGUGCGGGACCAGCGAACGUAAAUUCGGAGAAACGAAAACUUGCCGUUCUCAUUAUAGCUGUGACAGUUGUAUUCUAUAUCCUCGUUUUGCCUUUUGCCAUAUUCAUGCUCCACGUUGCUUUCAAGAACCACUUUACCAAAGAGUACAGACAUAAUGAAACUGACGUGACAGUGCUGAAAGUUUUAAGCUUUCUUAUCAUCGCCAACAGUUCUUUAAACCCAGUAUUGUACGCUUUUCAAAGCGAGAAUUACCGGAGGGGCUUCAGAAGUUUAUUCUGCCCCAAGAACUCUGUCGGCCAAGUACAAAAUUAUCCUCUGGGGUAAGAGAUGAUCAACCGUGAAAUCAGCGGGACGAUCGUCCAGGAUGAAAUAGUCCUAAAGUGCGAUCUGCGAAGGAAUCUAUCAGAGUCAAUUCCUCUGGAUUUUAUCAUCAGGAAGAAAAGCUGUGUCAGUGAGUGUCAGUUUGAAAAGGAGUAAAGAAUAUCCCGCAAAUCUGAUACAUGAUCAGACUGAACAACGAGGCGGAAUUUCGCACUACGCAAGAGACAAUGUGGCGCUAAUUAAUUUGUAUGUUUUUGCAGCUUUUUCUAGAAAGAUCAGCUUAGGGAUUACAAAAACAGCGUGUAAAUAAUCGAGCUAAGUUAUCCAUUGCUCUAAUAUUAUGGUGAACUUGUUUACAUACAUGCAGUGCAACCUUUUAACCGUUCCUUUUUUUUUCCCGCAAAACAAGACGCGUUUUCAUUCUCUUAAACGUGCUGUCUUUGAGAUAUACCGAGAGGCGAAUGAUGAAAAUUUUAUUUAACAUGUAUAACCCUUCAGGUUUAGACCACACAAACAUCAUUAACAUAACACAAUAAAACACAACAAUAGUCUAACAAUUGUCUAAUCCGGUCUCUCGCAUACAUCCAACUUGUUGCGCAAAGUUUAUUUCUACAAAACGUUCAGGUUUUAACUGUGGUUUAGUUCUCCUAGGAAUGAUGCCCGUGCAGCAGAUGGUCUUUUAAAGCGCAAAACCCUCGUUGACGUUAUCUAAACAAAAUUGCGUGCAUUUCACUUAAAGCUACUCAGUAAAUGUCAAAAAAUGCCAGAUUAUCUCGACAAAAACAACUCGUAUCGCACUAAAAAUUCUUCUUUGAGAGCUUUUCAAAGGUGAAAUAGUCGUGCUCAAGUGAAUUCGAGUCAAGUACAUAUUAUUUCAUCCGGUCUGUCACACAGCCUCGCGACAAAUUGAUUCCUUGAUUAAUUUUCAAAUAUGAUUACUCUUAGUGGAACUUUAUUUUUCAUUCCCUGUCUUAUUAGUGUUUUGUAAACAUCAGUGACAUCGAAUGGUUUCCUGUAGGUAGCUUGAGUAAAACGUCAAACGAGACGCCAAACUCAAAACAACACUAGCAAAAAAGAAAAGAUUCUCGUUCUCCUGAACGGAAAUGAGUAACACUGGUGAUCGGAAAUUAAAAAAUGUCCUUGUUUAUUGGAAGUAAAAUUGUAAUUGUCAGUAUUUUUCUUUAAUAGGAUUGCAACUUUUUAUUUCAGUUUUGGAACCGACCGAACCCUCUAAUAUCCCCAGUGAUGUUCUCGGAAUCCAUUUUGCUUCGAAAAAAAUUUGUUGCUAUAGGAUUUUACCCCAAAUGCAUUGACCGUCACCCGAGAAAAGACCGGCUUAAUAUAACAGGAUGUACAAUGUUACGAUAGCGGCUUAUCUCGCACACAUUACAGAAAUCGUUGUUAAUUAACUUGUGGAGAAAUUGGGGGUCAUAGAGUCAGACGUGUUUGACCACACUUGGUGAAAAUUCUACGGAGAAACCAUUUCCUUACUAUUCUCUAACUUAACCCGAGUUUCAUCUACAGUAUUUCAUAUUAAACUGACAAAGCAGUAGGUAAAUAGGGAAAAGAAACUGAGGUGCUGUGUCGGUAUGGAGUAUAGCGAGGUUUCAUCACUUGAGUCAAUAAUGUAAACUGGCCGCCGUAAAGAGUUAAUUAAAGCUGCUGAGAAAGCUUUUACAAGGUAUUUUUCGCAAAGGUCUGUGAUUGGUCUAGACAACUUGUACUGUUCCUUCAUGCAAAUCCUCGAUCAAUCACGACUAUAGUCACGAUUAGUCAUUGUUUUUUUCCCGUGCGGAUGUUGGUCUCUGCGUUUACGACGAGUUAUCAUCGGCGGGCAUUAGCUAUAUCUUGUGAAUCCAAUCUUCUCCCUCUCUGGCCAUCAUGGUUCAUUAUGCCAUUAUUUGUGUUUUUCUAUCUUACUAAACGAAUGUUCCAUUUAAGCUGAUGGUAAUUCUGUAAAUUGCACUCAAGUUC